CAGUUUCCCGCCCGGAACCGGAAACCAAGCUGCCUGUGAACCUGCAACAUGGCGCGGUCCUGGAAUAAGGCAGCUGUUGUGCUCUGUAUGGAUGUAGGCUUUGCCAUGGGCAACGCCUUUCCUGGAGAAGAAUCUCCAUUUGAACAAGCCAAGAAGGUGAUGACUAUGUUUGUCCAGCGACAGGUUUUUGCCGAGAGCAAGGAUGAAAUAGCUUUAGUCCUGUUUGGUACCGAUGACACCAAGAAUGCCCUUGCUGCCGAGGGUCAGUAUCAGCACAUCACUGUGCACAGACACCUGAUGCUGCCAGAUUUUGAUCUGUUGGAAGACAUCGACAGCAAAAUCCAGCCAGGUUCUCAGCAAGCUGACUUCCUGGACGCACUGAUUGUGUGCAUGGAUGUGAUUCAACGUGAAACUGUAGGAAAGAAGUUUGAGAAGAGGCAUAUUGAAGUCUUCACUGACCUCAGCAGUCCAUUCAGCAAGGAUCAGCUGGAUAUUAUCAUCCAUAACUUGAAGAAGUCUGGCAUCUCCCUGCAAUUCUUUUUGCCUUUUCCAGUUGGCAAGGAAGUUGGAACUGAAGACAGAGGAGAUGGCUUACCCUUGGACCGUCAUGGACCCUAUUUUCCUCCAAAAGGAAUUACUGAGCAGCAAAAGGAAGGCAUUCAGAUGGUGAAAAUGAUGAUGGUAUCUCUAGAAGGUGAAGAUGGACUGGAUGAAAUUUAUUCCUUCAGUGAGAGUCUGAGACAGCUGUGUGUUUUUAAGAAAAUUGAGAAGCGGUCCAUGGCUUGGCCCUGUCAACUGACCAUUGGCUCCAAUUUGUCUAUAAAAAUUGUGGCCUAUAAAUCGAUUGUACCAGAGAAAGUAAAAAAGACUUGGAUAGUUGUGGAUGCAAGAACCCUAAAAAAGGAAGAUAUACAGAAAGAAACAGUUUAUUGCCUGAAUGAUGAUGAUGAGACUGAAGUAGCGAAAGAGGACACUCUUCAAGGGUUCCGCUAUGGAAGUGAUAUAAUCCCUUUUUCUAAAGUGGAUGAGGAACAAAUGAAAUAUAAAUCGGAGGGGAAGUGCUUCUCUGUCCUAGGAUUUUGUAGAUCUUCUCAGGUCCAGAGAAAAUUCUUCAUGGGAAACCAAGUUCUUAAGGUCUUUGCAGCAAAAGAUGAUGAGGCUGCAGCGGUUGCACUCUCAUCCCUAAUCCAUGCUCUGGAUGAAUUGGACAUGGUGGCCAUAGUUCGGUAUGCUUAUGACAGAAGAUCAAAUCCUCAAGUUGGUGUGGCAUUCCCUUACAUCAAGGAUGCCUAUGAGUGUUUAGUAUAUGUGCAGCUGCCUUUCAUGGAAGAUUUACGGCAAUACAUGUUUUCAUCCUUGAAAAAUACCAAGUACACACCCACAGAGGCACAGCUGAGUGCUGUUGAUGCUUUGAUUGACUCCAUGAGCUUAGUAAGAAAAGAUGAAGAGGAAGACACCAUUGAAGACUUGUUUCCAACCACCAAAAUCCCAAAUCCUGAAUUUCAGAGAUAUUUUCAGUGUCUGCUGCACAGAGCCUUACACCCACAGGAGCCUCUACCUCCAGUUCAGCAGCACAUUUUGAAUAUGCUGGAUCCCCCUGCUGAGGUGACUGCGAAAUCUCAGACUGCUCUCUCUAAAAUAAAGGCCCUUUUCCCUCUCACUGAAGUCAUCAAGCAAAAGGAUCAAGUCACUGCUCAGGACAUUUUCAAAGAUAAUCAUGAAGAAGGACAUGCUGCUAAAAAAUUGAAGACUGAAGAAGGGGAAGUGUGCUUCAGUGUCGCCAGCCUGGCCGAAGGCCGAGUCACCAGUGUGGGAAGUGUGACUCCUGCUGAGAAUUUCCGUGUUAUACUGAGACAGAAGAAUGCCAGCUUUGAGGAAGCGAGUCACCAGCUUAUAAACCACAUCAACCAGUUUCUGGAAACGAAUGAAACGCCGUAUUUUAUGAAGAGCAUCGACUGCAUCAAAGCCUUCCGGGAGAAAGCCAUCCAGUUUUCAGAAGAGCAGCGCUUUAAUAAUUUCCUGAAAGACCUUCGAGAGAAAGUGGAAAUUAAACAAUUAAAUCAUUUCUGGGAAAUUGUCAUUCAAGAUGGAAUUACUCUGAUCAGCAAAGAUGAAGCCUGUGGAAGCUCUGUCACAGCUGAGGAAGCCAAACAGUUUCUGGCCCCCAAAGAAAAACCAAGUGAAGAUGCCACAGCCCUGUGUGGGGAAGGAGGUGACGUGGACGAUUUACUGGACAUGAUGUAGGUCACGAACAUCUGAAGAAACCAAGAACAUUGCAGCGCUGUGGAGAACAAGCUGAAAGAGGCCAGUCAAGGGGACCAGAAGUCCUGGAGAGAGCCCCAGCAGGUUACUUGUGAAUGAUUCAGCUGAUUAUCUGUGUGAUAUACUUACCAGCAUGUUGCAAAGCAUAACUCAGGCUUUUUGCAAGUUUAUAAAAAGCUGUUAUUUUCUGA
This is a messenger RNA of Ochotona curzoniae (black-lipped pika), 2453 nucleotides long. RefSeq names its product X-ray repair cross complementing 5 (gene XRCC5). NCBI's taxonomy places the organism in Eukaryota, Metazoa, Chordata, Mammalia, Lagomorpha, Ochotonidae. Gene Ontology annotation, molecular function: telomeric repeat DNA binding; damaged DNA binding; DNA helicase activity. The coding region runs from base 49 to 2244 and encodes 731 amino acids. The record is from RefSeq and is a predicted model, not a curated record. Gene Ontology annotation, cellular component: Ku70:Ku80 complex; nucleus. Gene Ontology annotation, biological process: cellular response to X-ray; double-strand break repair via nonhomologous end joining; telomere maintenance. The transcript is spliced from 21 exons.